Hordeum vulgare subsp. vulgare (domesticated barley) is the source of this 987-nucleotide messenger RNA. RefSeq lists its product as uncharacterized. The record is from RefSeq and is a predicted model, not a curated record. The transcript is spliced from 2 exons. NCBI's taxonomy places the organism in Eukaryota, Viridiplantae, Streptophyta, Magnoliopsida, Poales, Poaceae. Bases 190 to 519 code for a protein of 109 amino acids.
AGAAUCAGAGAGAGAGAGAGAGAGAGAGAGCCGGUGUGUGCUCUGGAGCUUGCUUGAUUGUUAAUUCCUCGGCUCCAAGGGCAGACCAGCUGACCAGCAGAGGCAAAGAUUUCUCUCGCCCAGCACUGCAAUCUUCACACUCCAAGGUAGAGAGCUCGCUCGCGCGCUAAAUAAAGAAGCACUCGCAGCAUGUCGUACCCCUGCCUUCGCCGCGCGGCCGUGCCGGUAAAGCGGGUUUGGCUCGGCCUCCGCGGGCGCCUCGGCCUCCGUCGAUCCACCGGUCUUGGAGAGCUGCGCAGGGAGGUCCGAACGUGCGAGUACGACGACGUGCACGUCAUGUGGGAGCUGCUCAGCGGCAUGGACGGCAGCGCGCCGCGGAAGUACGUACACGUUGCCGCCACCGCCGCCAUGGUUGAGGCCGCUGCCAGGAAGAAGCUAAGGGGGAGGAGGCGGACGAGGAGGGCCGAUGCCGAAUCCGCCGCGUGGAGCCGCCUCUUCUCCUCCUGCUGCGCCUUCUGAUCUCUCAAAAUAAAAGGGAUCCGAGCCGCCGUGCCGCCUCGCCUGAUGCCCGGGUUUGGAAAGGAUGUUUUCGAGAUCGAUGAAUCCUCUCUCUUCGCUCUUGACCGCGUGCAGCUAUGAUAUGAUGAAGCAGCAACCGUGGGAAGACGGAGGGACAAGUGAUGAGCCAGAGCCAGUGUCGAUUUGCGUAUACGUAUGUGUUCGGAGUUGUAAAUACAGGCGGCUCUGCAUCCAUCUUGAUGUAGUAGCUAGUAAACCGGUCCAUGUAAAAUCAUCAUCACCACCACCCAGGGACAGUUUUGUUCGUGUGCUACAUGCUAGCAAUUUGGUUGUCCAUUUGAAUGUUCAAUUGGUGUUGUAAAAAACAAAAACAAAAAUCUAUUCUGAAUCGCUUAGUUGGGGCCUUGGGGGUACCAUCGUAAGGAGUUGACAAUUACCAUCCGAUAAUGUAUUUUGGAUAUGUAGCGA